Molecule: messenger RNA, 1783 nt
Organism: Paramacrobiotus metropolitanus
Lineage: Eukaryota; Metazoa; Tardigrada; Eutardigrada; Parachela; Macrobiotidae
Product: nucleolar protein dao-5-like
Exons: 3
Coding region: 135-1034 (299 amino acids)
Source: RefSeq, a predicted model, not a curated record
UUCCGAAAGAUUAACGUGGAAUUUAUGUCAGCUGCCCCUUGUAAUGUAAUGUAAGAUUUAAUUACAAUCAAAUUAGAAUUGUAAAUUGAUCCGUUACAGUUACAAGUUAAUAUUUUAUCUGUAUAAUUACCAUUAUGAAGGAACUACUGAUAGGUUUUGUAUUAAUAUGGUUUUAUUUAGUUUUGACAGUUGAAUCAAAGCCGUAUAAGCAGGUCAAUGUUUAUACCAACGAUUCCUACUCGGAUACCAGCGGACGAAUAUACGGCACCAUAAUCGAUAAGAAAUGCAAUUGCACCAAAGUGGUCAAGCAAGCCUUAUCGCAAUACGACGCCGGCGAAGAUGACGACGCUUAUCAACAACCGGCAACCUAUAAGCGCCGAAAAGCCACUCCGAAACCAGCCUACUCCGCCAACAUGGACGAAUAUGAAGAAGAAGUGUAUCCCAAAAAGACCACCCCAAAGAAAGCCUACCGGAAGCCGGUAAAACCUGGAUGCGAAGACGAAGAAGACAGCUACGGCGAACCGGAAGCGUAUCCUAAGAAGAAAGCGACGCCGAAACCUAAAGGUUAUGCCGCAACGCCGGAGUAUACUGAAGAGGAAGAAGAUUAUGAACCGGCACCGAUGCGGUAUCCCAAGAAAAAGGUUACUCCCAAACCGACGUAUAAGAAGACCAGCAUCUAUCAGGAAACUACCGCAGAGGAGCAGUAUGAGGAGGGCGAUGAGUACGAAGAAAAGCCGGUAAAGAAAGCCAAACCGUAUAAAGUCGCUCCCAAGCAGCCAGCAUAUGAAGAAGAGGAAGAAGAACCGAAUAUAAUGCGUAUGACGAAUCAGCGGGUUAUUCUGGUAUGCCGAAACCAAGACCGAAACCGAAAGCAAAGCCACGUCCACAAUAUCAACCGGAGGAAGAGGAAGAAUACGAAGAAGCCCCGCAGACGUAUCAGAAACCAAAGCCAAAAUAUUCCAAGGGCAAGAACGCAACAUCCGGCAACUACAAAACCGGAAAACAACAGUAUUUGGACUUGUCUGAUGCCGUGACCGAGGAAGAGAUUGACCCGAAUGACUAUGUCUACAAGAAGCCUAGCAAGUCAUCGUCAUCUUACAAACCAGCCCAAUCGUACAAGCCUCCAAAAGCGAACAAUACGUAUAGUCAACCAAAACCAGCCGCUCCGGCCAAAUCCAAGUACGCCGACGACGAUGAACCGGAAAAAAUUGAUUACGACAUCGACACCGGCUACGACAGUUCCUAUAAGCCAAAACCCGCCAGCAGCAGCGAUCGCUAUCCAAAAGGAGGUGAUUACGGAACAACGGAUAAGAAAAAUUCCAGUGAUGGGUAUAAAAAACCGGCCGAACCCAAACCACAGCAUCAUAUGACCACGCACCAUCAUACCACACACAGGCCGUCAUAUACCACGGUACCGCCGCAUCACCAUGCUAAAUCCACAACAGCGUAUGGGGGAAAGAACAAAGAUACAGCAAAAGACAGUUAUGUCGAUGGGAAUAUUAAGGCGCCGGCCGAGUUACAGCCGAAUGUCGUUACGGUACACCAGAAUGCCAGCAGAGAAACCGGAAUCCUCGUCAGACUGAUAGAUUCGCGAUCCAAAUCGGAACCAAAAGCGGAAUACAAGAUAAACUAAUAAUGCCACACCGAUCCCUAUUCAUGACCUUUUUAUUUGUGUGUACCAUGUAUAUAUAUUUUUUCAUUUGAUCUUUUACAAACUAUUGAUAUUCAGAAUAAUUUUUGUACUUAUCCCAAAUGAAAGAACAUCGUCGCGAAAUUGAAUAAA